CACCGGUUUCACCGCAUUCACUCGUUUUCACGACCUCCAAUACUUAAUACCAACGUAUUUAAUAAUCAACCCAACAAUCAACAUGCACUCCUUCGCUGUCAUCGCUGGCCUUGUUGCCUCUGCCAACGCCUACGCCUACGGCUACCCGGCUCAGAACGAGACCACCUCCGCUGUGGCCUACCCCGUUGCCUCCACCACCGACGCGUACGCUGUCAUCAGCUCUGCUGCCGCUUACCCCGCCAGCUCUGCUCCCGUCGAGUACACCACCAAGGUCGUCACCGGUCUUACCACCGAGUGCCCUGAGCCAACCACCAUCUCCGUCGGAACCAAGACCUACGUCGUGACCUCCUCCACCGUCAUUGUCGACGAGGACUGCGAGUACACCACUUCCGUCCCUGUCCACCCCACCCCGGCCCCUGAGCACUCCGCUCCCGCUGGAUACCCCGUCAAGCCUUCCGUUGUCGCUCCCCCCGCUGUCCCUUACCCAUCCAGCAACGGCACCGCCCCCACCCACCCAGCUCCCGCUGGCACUGCCGCUCCCUCCGGCUCUGCCACCAAGAGCGCUCCUCCUUCCCAGUUCACCGGCGCUGCUGCUCAGACUGGUGCCGGAAUCAUGGCCAUCGUCGCCGCUGCCGCCGCUUUCUUGUAAGCAGUUCGCUACAUGAUCUGACGGUGCAGAGCUCGCUCUAUGCCUUCUGAUUUAUGGCGGUCCGGUGGAGGAACGGGUUCUCAUGGGUUUAUGACUUCGCUUCUCACGACCGCAUUGGGAUCGGAGUUCGAAGGCAUUUACCCCUCCUUGCGCAAUAUGUCGCAGCAGCAUUUCGAUUGUACAAAUUCAACUAUAUAAUACGCUUGGUCGAAAGGGCUACUGUACCCACGGAGGAUUGUGUGUGGUCUGUGGAGAUUUCAUGUUCCUAGAUUCUUUGCUGUACAGAAGGAGUCGACAACAUAAUUGACAUGGUUUUCACUUUUACAU
This is a messenger RNA of Parastagonospora nodorum SN15, 976 nucleotides long. RefSeq lists its product as hypothetical. NCBI's taxonomy places the organism in Eukaryota, Fungi, Ascomycota, Dothideomycetes, Pleosporales, Phaeosphaeriaceae. Gene Ontology annotation, cellular component: fungal-type cell wall. Gene Ontology annotation, molecular function: structural constituent of cell wall. The transcript has a single exon. Gene Ontology annotation, biological process: fungal-type cell wall organization. The coding region runs from base 83 to 649 and encodes 188 amino acids. The record is from RefSeq and is a predicted model, not a curated record.